GUUGCCAGGCAACAGGAAAACAAGAAGAAAGAUGGCGGAGGACGCAGAAAGCGCAGAAAACGAAAACAUUGUGACCAUUCACAGGAAGAUAACAGCCGCCUUUGAGCCGUUUGACUACGAGUCCAAAAACACGGUGGACGUUCGGGAGCUUGGUACCAUCAUGUAUUCUCUGGACUGCUUCCCCACUCAAGCAGACAUACGUGAAUUUAUAGCCGAGGUGGAAGAAAAUUCCUCCGGAACUGUACAUCUAGAUAAGUUCUUGCCGGCUAUGACCAAAGUCCUGCUGGAGAACAAGUUUCCUCCCAUCCCCAGGAGCAAAAUAUUUCAGGCUUUCAAGGUUCUCGACAAAGAGCAGAAAGGUUUCCUCGAACCCGAAGAGCUGUCAAAGUUUAUGAUGGAGGAAGGUGAACCUUUCACUCAGGAGGAGAUGGACGAGAUGCUGACAGCACACACCAAUCGAAAGGAGAACGUCAUUUAUUAUGACAAGUUGAUCAACAAACUCACUGCUGACGCUCCCAAGUAGAAAGUGAAAAAACCUUAAUGACUGUCUAUCACACUUAGGCCUGUCGAUAAACAAUAAAUCAAUUGAUUGCAAGACAAAUUAAAA
Molecule: messenger RNA, 607 nt
Organism: Poeciliopsis prolifica (blackstripe livebearer)
Lineage: Eukaryota; Metazoa; Chordata; Actinopteri; Cyprinodontiformes; Poeciliidae
Gene: drc8
Product: EF-hand calcium binding domain 2
Exons: 7
Coding region: 32-523 (163 amino acids)
Molecular function (GO): calcium ion binding
Source: RefSeq, a predicted model, not a curated record